AUGACGCAGUUCCCCAAAGUGCUUCAUCUUCAACAUUCUUCUCUUCUCAAAACCCAUGUUGGUAUUUCCAGUGGCGUUUGUCAGCUAAUUGAAUGUCACAAAGCUUCAAAAUUAUGGUAUUAUCGAAAGGAAUGGGUAAAACGAUUUGAGCCUAUUCACAAUUGCAAUGAUGAAGUUUCGUUCACAUGUAACAUUCUUUCCUAUAAUAUUCGUUUUGGUCUCCAAUAUUCACAUCACAGCAUACCAGGAAUAUUUAUGCUUCGUUUUAUUGUUUUUAUGUUGGACUAG
Molecule: messenger RNA, 288 nt
Organism: Clunio marinus
Lineage: Eukaryota; Metazoa; Arthropoda; Insecta; Diptera; Chironomidae
Source: the annotation of a GenBank genome assembly